ACAGGGUGCGCUAGGGUUUUGCUAGGGCUUUAGCGAGGGGAUGGCUGCAGCCGCUGCGGCCUGGCGGAAACUGCGGGCGGGGCUGAUUCCCCAGGUGACCGAAGGCCGGAGGUGGCUCUUGAUCGAUGCCAAGAAAGAGGUGUUAGGGAGGCUGGCGAGCAAGCUGGCCAUUGUGCUCAUGGGCAAGGACAAGCCAACCUACAGCCCCAACAAGGACGAGGGAGAUAUCUGCGUGGUGAUCAAUGCCAAGCACAUCACCUACACCGGCGGCUGGAAGCUCAAGAACAAGGUCUACUACUGGCACACCGGCUACAUUGGGCACCUCAAGCAGAUAAAGCUCAACCACAUGAUCGAGAGGGAUCCCACGCUGCCGCUGCGCAAGGCCGUCUUCCGGAUGAUGCCGCGCAACAGGCUGCACCGAAGGCGGAUGCUCAAGCUGAGGGUGUUUGCGGACGAGAGGCAUCCGUUUGAUGACAAGCCCCUGGUUCCGUGGACCAUGCCGCCGCGCAACAUCCGCAAGCCCAGGAUCUACGUGCCCCGUAGCAUCAAGUUGGCCCGCCGGAAGCUUGCCGAGAGGGAAGCUGCUGCCGCUGCUGCUGCUGCUGCUGCUGCGGAGAGUGAGGGCGAUGGCGGAACCGCAAAAGAAGGUGUGGACAGACCUCAGUGAAGAUGCUACUGAAAAGAAGUUGUGCAUGUAAACGAAGGCCCGAGUUGAUGGAUGCUCAAGCCCGUGUGUUUGAUGCUCCAGAAAAGCUAUCGUUUUGGCCGCCUUGUCGUUGGCAGCCUGCACCGUGUCCAA
This is a messenger RNA of Selaginella moellendorffii, 799 nucleotides long. RefSeq names its product 50S ribosomal protein L13. The record is from RefSeq and is a predicted model, not a curated record. Gene Ontology annotation, molecular function: structural constituent of ribosome; mRNA binding. Gene Ontology annotation, cellular component: ribosome; mitochondrial large ribosomal subunit. NCBI's taxonomy places the organism in Eukaryota, Viridiplantae, Streptophyta, Lycopodiopsida, Selaginellales, Selaginellaceae. Bases 41 to 667 code for a protein of 208 amino acids. The transcript is spliced from 5 exons. Gene Ontology annotation, biological process: translation; negative regulation of translation.